CUCGCUCCAGCUGUGUGGAAUAAACAAUAAACAAUGAAUAAAAGUUUACAUUCACAGCUCUCAAUUUACUUACAGUGACGAGAUGAGAUAGAGCUUAAAGCUUUAAACAAAACAACCGCAGCGAAGAUCACCAAUCUUUUUAAUAUUUUUAAGGAUUUUUUCCUUAUUUAAUAAACAGAUAUUAUAAAUUCUUAUAGUCGACAAAAAGUAGAAUUCUCUCGAGCAACAACAUGAUGCGUCGUCUCCUGAUGGCUUUCGACUUUGACCACACGAUAAUAAAUGACAACAGUGAUAUCGUGGUGAGAAACAUGCUUGGUUCGCCAAUCCCCGAAGAAGUGGCCAAGUUGUAUAGGACGGACGGCUGGACAGCCUACAUGCAAUCCAUCUUCAAAUUGCUCAACACAGACGGUUUCUCUCCCCUGCAGCUGCAGUCAGCCAUCAAGCAAAUCCCUUACACUCCAGGGAUGGAUGCCCUGCUUGAAGGUCUGCACCAAAGAGGAGACGCGGAGGUCAUCAUAAUCUCCGACUCGAAUUCAGUCUUCAUCAGAGACUGGCUGGAGCACGCCUCUGUAGACCAUAUUGUCAAUAAAACCUUUACCAAUCCAGCUCACUUUGACGAUGAAGGGUUGCUCAAUAUCAAAAUGUACCAUGAGCAGGAUUGGUGCACCCUGAGCACAAAGAACCUGUGUAAGGGACACAUCCUGCAGUCCUACGUCAACGAGCGCGCCAAGGAAGGCGUCAAGUUUGACUGCAUCGGCUAUGUGGGAGACGGAAACAAUGAUUUGUGUCCUUGCUUGAAAUUAUCCCAAGUGGAUCUGGCGUUUCCCAGAAAAGACUACAGUUUAGCCAAAAUGAUCAGCAAGGAGGAUUUUCAGCACAAAAUCGAAGCUGGAGUGCACAUCUGGGAGUCUGGCCAUGAAAUAUUGGAAGUGAUCAGGAAACAUCUACCUCCUAACCCAUGAAAGAUUUAUCUGAUAAUAUGUUAAAUUUAACUACUUUGAAGUUUGUGAAAUUGGCGUAAUAAUUUUUAUCUCAAAUAAGGCUGAAUAUAUUAUAGUAUGUACAUACAGAGUCAAUAAAAAAUUUCAAUUUCAGAAAAAUUAAUUUAUUAUU
Molecule: messenger RNA, 1113 nt
Organism: Neocloeon triangulifer
Lineage: Eukaryota; Metazoa; Arthropoda; Insecta; Ephemeroptera; Baetidae
Product: probable phosphatase phospho2
Exons: 2
Coding region: 231-962 (243 amino acids)
Molecular function (GO): phosphatase activity
Source: RefSeq, a predicted model, not a curated record